AUGCCACCUAAUUUACCUUCAAAAUCUCCUUAUACGUCUCCAACUUUGUCUCCGUCAAAUUCGAUAUCAUAUUCAAUGUCUCCUCAAAUGCCACCGAAUUCGACAUACUCAAAGUCUCCUGUAAUGUCACCUAAUACAUAUGUAAAAUCAGAUACUAGCCCUUUAACUCUUCUCAUUGAAACAGAAGAGGAAUAUUUAGUUGAUCUGAAAUGUUUAUUACAGCGAGUUACUGCAAGUUGGAAUGGUGACAAUCCGCCUCCAAAGAAAUUAGAUAAUAUGUUUUGUUUAGCUGAUAAGAGACUUAAAAAAAUUAAACAAGAUCCACAAUCAGCGGAAAGUCUUGUCGACGUAUUAGUGAAUUGGAUUGAUAGAAUGGAAAAACCAUAUACAAGCUAUUGCCAAGGUUAUAUACGAGGCAUUGAGUCAUUACCUGAGAUUGAAGGAAAUAUAGCUUUGCAACAAACUUUGAAUGAUAUUUCAUCAGAAAAGAAUCAACUCAAAACUUUAAAUUUCUUUUUUGAAUUGCCGUUAAAGAGAAUUAAUUAUUAUAAAAAAUUUUACACACGUCAGCUUAGGAAUUCGGAGCCUGGAAGCUCAGAAAAUACGCAUUUUACAAAUGCAAUUAAACGCAUUGAUUUACUUAUUGACAUAGGAAAACGAGCCAGGAGCUCGCAAAACUCAAAUAAUGAAUUACCAGUAUCACAAACUAAUCAACCUUCAACUCCACCUGAUAAUUCGCAAAUUGAUACAGACUAUUCUGAUUCUCCAGAAUCACCUCACCAGGUGAAAAACGUUUGGACAUUACCAGAAUUAGAAGUUAGUUUGGAUACAACAAGAACUGCGGAUUUUGUCACGAAAAAACCAAAGCAAAUCAAAAUUGAGUUUCUUCCUCCACGUCUUCCAUUUAAUCGUGAAAUAAUUCUUAAUGCUGACUUUACAAUAUAUGAAGAUAAUGAAUCAGAUAGUUUUAUCAGGGCACACAUAUUUUUAUUGACAGAUCUCUUGCUAGUCUGUCAAAGAUUAAGCCCAAAAGAAAAACAAAUCAACCCUAAUAAGGAAUUUUAUUUAUUACAUCCACCAUUUAGUGGAAGAUAUUUAUCUAUAAAUGACAAUCAUGUUGGAAACGAAGAAUCAAUUCGAUUAAAUUUUAUGCAAAAAAAGGAUUUGGUAAUUUUGACAGAGGAUCGUGAACAAAAGGAAAGGUGGUUACAAGAACUUUACAAGAUGAUAGAUUUUACUGUUCAAGCUGCUAAUUCAAGAGCUUCAAUGAACUCUGGGCCAAAUUCGCCAAAUCAUGGGCCAAACUCACCAAAUAUGCAUGGGCCAAAUUCGCCAAAUAUGCAUAGUUCACAAAAUAUGUCAAAUUCGCGACUCUCAGCACCUCAAAACCCACAGAGUCCACCAUUUUCAUCUGCACAAACACCACACAUUAAAAAAAGUUUAAGUACUGGUAAUCUACCAGCAGUUAAUCGACCGCAACCUCCAACAGGACAUCAUAUGUCACAUCCUAAUUAUGGGCCAAAUGAGUUAAACAUUACACAGUAUGAAAGAUUUCCACGAACAGCAUCGAUGCGGUCGCAAGAUGAAUUAAAUGUUCCACAAUAUGAAAGAUUUCCACGAACAUCAUCAAUGCGAUCGCAAGAACGUCUAAGAGAAGUAGAACAGACAGUUACUCGAUUAAUUGAAGCAAAAUGUAAAGUAUUUUUGCAAAAAGAUCAUGGGGUUUGGAAGAAUUUUGGAUGGGGGGAUAUGACUUUAGAUUUAGAGUCACCAUCACGAAAGAAAAGAAUUAUGAUCGAUAUAGAUAAACCAAAAGUAGCAAGAUUUGUAGAUGCAAUUGUUUCUGAAUCAGGAGUUCAGAAAACAGGAAAAUGUAAAGUAGCAAUUACAGUACCAAAUAAUAACUCACCUGUGCCAAGUAUUUAUAUGAUGCAAAUGAAGGAUGAUAAUAUUGCUAACAAAGU
This is a messenger RNA of Dentiscutata heterogama, 1964 nucleotides long. The record is from the annotation of a GenBank genome assembly. NCBI's taxonomy places the organism in Eukaryota, Fungi, Glomeromycota, Glomeromycetes, Diversisporales, Gigasporaceae.